AAUGGCUUUGCGGUACGACGAGCAGAAGACGCCAUUUGUUGACUUUGGAAAUGGGGUAAAGCUGGCACUGAAUUUGGACGAGUUUACGGAUGUGGCAGCGAAGGAAAAGGCAGCGAAAGAGUUACGCGAAACGCCCGACGUGAUGGAUGCGUCCAUCAGGAAGCUACGCGAGUUAAUUCAGCAGGAAAAGCAGCUGCGACUUCCUGUGCAGGAUGAGUCGUUUCUGAUGCGAUUUUUGCGUCCCAAGAAAUACUAUCCAGACAGUACAUUUGAUAUGAUGAAAGCCUUCUACCGUAUGAAAGCGAGAGAAAACUUCAUCUCCGACAACUUGACCACGGCAUCAGUCAAAAACGCGCUAGAGGAUCGUGUGGUACAGAUUUUGCCCAAGCGCGAUCAGCAUGGACGACGCAUUCUGUACAUGGAAAUGGGAGCAAAGUGGAACUGCACCAAGGUACCUGCGCUGGAGGUGAUCCGCUGUACCAACAUGCUAAUGGAGACGGUUGGCCACGAACCGGCAACCCAGCUGAACGGCAUCGUGUUCGUCAUCAACUUCGACAAGCUGUCCCUGUCGCACAUCAGCCAGUUUCCGCCCAAGUUCGUGAAGACGGUCGUGGACCAUGGGCAGAAGAACUCACCCUACCGCAUCAAGGGCAUACACAUCGUGAACAAUGCGCGCAUGUUUAACAUUUUCUUCAAGAUAUUCAAACCAUUUCUGGGCAAGAAGUGGAGCCAGCGGAUCUUUCUGCACGGUGUGGAGUUUAAAUCACUGCACGAACACAUCGAGCCGGACUGUUUGCCCUCGUUUCUGGGUGGAUCGUACGAGCUGUCGGUCGAGUACGAUGGAGCAGUUAUCGGGCAGCUGUUGGACUGUUACAAGGCGAAAUUUGAGGAGGAGGAGAAGUAUGGCUAUGUUGGGGAGGUCAAAGAAUCGUAAGCUAUGCAGUGGGAGUCGAG
Messenger RNA from Anopheles maculipalpis, 954 nucleotides. RefSeq names its product clavesin-1-like. Bases 2 to 934 code for a protein of 310 amino acids. Lineage: Eukaryota; Metazoa; Arthropoda; Insecta; Diptera; Culicidae. The record is from RefSeq and is a predicted model, not a curated record. The transcript is spliced from 6 exons. Gene Ontology annotation, cellular component: membrane. Gene Ontology annotation, molecular function: phosphatidylinositol bisphosphate binding.